UCUGCAGGGUGAACUGUUCCAGUAGGUCCUACUGCUGAUAGUUGCACCAUCUAAAGCAGACUUUGAAUCAUAGCAUUGAAUAAUAACAAGGAAAAAAAAAGUAAGAUUGGCAAUCCUUAAUAAAGUAAUAGUUAUUUAAGAAUGAUCAUGAAAGCAGGAACAAUUUACUAGCACAAUCAACGACUCAGCCUUCAUUUCGCCUUCCAUUCUUUAGAGUGCUGCUGCUUUCGUGUGCCCACAUGGUGGCGCGCUGUACAUUGACCUUCCAAAGAUGGCCGUCAUACAGCUUCAUUACCUCUAAAAGAUGGCGGAUGAAGGCACGCGGUCUCCCCCCUUCCACCUCGACCCCCCUUGAGUCACGUGACGCAGCUCUCCCCGGGGAGCACUUCCGGUGGCGUUUCCUGUGUUUGUAAACUGCUCGUAACACUGGAGCUGACCGAGAGAGAUUGAAAAAAAAAAACGGCUCCGCACGAGGAAAUAAACGAGUAGGGCCCGGCGUGGGUGUGUCCGAGAGACCUGAUCCCAGACAGGUCUGCCCAGGAGUGAGGGCGCGCUGGGACACAGACUGCAGCUCUGCAGGUUUCUUGCCAGAUGACCGGGGUGGGCGAGGUGUCCUGACACACAGACCAGCCUGACUGACGGCUCCUUCGGUUUCCCCAGCGACUGUAACCGCGGCGAUGACGCACCUGCCGAGCAGCGCUGUCCGCGACCACAUGAAAUGGGCGGGGUUGCUGGGCUGCGAGGCGGUCCUGUCCAGUAUGGCGCUGAUGCAGGCCAGCUCCAUGGCGGGGCAGAAGAAGAUGAUGUCGCCGCUGGGCCAGGGGGCAGCAGGCGCAGGGCAGAGAGACGGCGGUGACCGCGGUGCCCAGAGUCACAUGGUCCUGCCCACGGGGCUCAGCUGCCCUCCACUGCUCAUUCGGAAGGAAGGGGAGUUCCACUCGUCCCGUCUUCUGGACGACAAAGAGCUGAGGGAGAGCGAGGAGCUGCAGCUGAAGAAGAAGAACAGGAAGUCGGGAACGCCCUGCAAAGUAGUGGUGGUGGAUGAGAACGGGGACUGCUCCCUCAAGCUGCAGAAGAGCUUCAUCUGCGAGCACUGCUACAGGGGCUUCCGCAGCAGCUACCACCUGAAGAGACACGUCCUCACGCACACAGGGGAGAAGCCGUUUGCCUGUGAUGUGUGCGACAUGAGGUUUAUUCAGCGCUACCACCUGGAGCGACACAAGCGGACACACAGCGGAGAGAAGCCCUACCAGUGCGAGCGCUGCCAGCAGAGUUUCUCGCGGUCGGACCGGCUUCUGCGGCACCGGCGCAUGUGUCAGGGCGGAGGAGGGGCCAAGGUGGAGGCCCCGUCCUGCCUGGAGCCGCGGUCCUACGCCCAGGACCCCAACCCCCCUCCCACGGCCUCCUGGAGCCCCCUGACGCAGACGCCCCCAGGCCGGCUGGCGGUCUGACGGCCCCCCUCCCCCCACCCGUCGUUGAAGCUCGCAGCGUCAUGCACUCUCACGCCGAACAGGGCUCAGUGGCGCCCCCUCAGGUGACCAGCAGUACUGCAGCUCCAGCAGCGGGACUCUGGGACUGAGACGAGACGGAGACGAUGCCGCUUCACCAGCUCAUUUCUCUGUUGAUAGAUGUCUGGGAUGUUUUAUUUUUUUGUACUUUUUUUAAUGUUGUUUUCCUCGGGUAAACGUUCUGUUUUUAAAA
Lepisosteus oculatus (spotted gar) is the source of this 1701-nucleotide messenger RNA. It is a transcript of the gene znf740b, whose product is annotated as zinc finger protein 740b. NCBI's taxonomy places the organism in Eukaryota, Metazoa, Chordata, Actinopteri, Semionotiformes, Lepisosteidae. Gene Ontology annotation, molecular function: DNA-binding transcription factor activity, RNA polymerase II-specific. The record is from RefSeq and is a predicted model, not a curated record. Gene Ontology annotation, cellular component: nucleus. Gene Ontology annotation, biological process: regulation of transcription by RNA polymerase II.